CCACCUGGCCGUUCCACCCUUCCUCCCUCUUUCGUCUUUGUGUUAUACUUUCGAUCCCUCCGGUUUGGAAUUAUAUCCUUUCCUAAAUCCAGACACAGGAUAGUGUUGCUAUCUUGAAGGAUUUUUUCCCACUCAAAGGCGAAUCAGCGAACUGCGCAGCCGAUGGAGAGAGCAGCGGCCGAUUCCCGCAGCAGCGGCAGCACCGCCGCCGUUCAAGCGACCAACGACGAUGCUGCCGCCAGCAAGCUGUCCUGUGUGAAUAAAGGAUACAUGAAGGAUGAAUAUGUUCACUUGUUUGUUAGAAGACCUGUAAAGAGAGCGCCCAUAAUCAACCGUGGGUACUAUGCUCGUUGGGUUGCUCUCCGGAAGCUCCUUCUUCAGUUUCUCAAGUCCGAGAGACACAACAAUGACAACAUUCAGACAAAGAAACAGAUUUUGUCUCUUGGAGCUGGCUUUGAUACAACCUACUUUCAGUUGGUGAAUGAAGGGAUUGCACCACAUCUUUAUGUAGAAGUGGAUUUUAAGGAGGUAACCAGUAAAAAGGCAGCUCUCGUAGAACGCUAUAGCCUAUUAAGAGACAAAGUUGGACCAGAAGCAUCCAUUUCAAUAGAAAGAGGUGAAGUGUUAAGUGAUCAUUACAAGCUACUCUCUGCUGAUAUACGCGAUAUCCAAAAACUAGAUAGCAUCAUAGGUCUGGCUCACUUGGAUCCCAGCCUGCCAACAUUUAUAAUUGCAGAGUGCGUUUUAAUAUACUUGGAUCCAGAUUCGACCCAUGCUAUUGUUGGAUGGGCUGCCAAAAAAUUCUCGACUGCAGUAUUUUUCUUAUAUGAACAGAUCCAUCCUGAUGAUGCUUUUGGAGAGCAAAUGAUAAAAAAUCUUGAGAGUCGAGGAUGCCCUCUCCUUGGUAUACAUGCUACACCGAGCUUACAAUCUAAGCAGAAACUCUUCGUUGAUCAUGGAUGGCAGAGAGCUGUUGCAUGGGAUAUGCUGCAGAUAUAUAAUGAAUUUAUCGAAAUUCAAGAAAAACACAGGAUCGAACGGCUAGAGUUGUUUGAUGAGUUUGAAGAGUGGUACAUGAUGCAGGAACAUUACUGUGUGGCUUGCGCAAUUAAUGAUGCUGAGGGCCUGUUUAGGGAUUUUGGAUUCUCCAAGGACCCGCAUAUUAGCAGCCAAUCUCAGAAGCUUCAUCCUCUGCAGAUCAAGGAAUAACCAUUAUUAGUUGGACCGAACCUCCCACAACUGCCGCAAAAAAAAAAAAAAAAAAAAAAAAACAAAGAAAAGAUAAUUCAUCUAGGGAUGUAUUAUAUGAAGUCCCAUGCAUGUGCUGGUGGCAUGAUAGUAUUCUGCAGCGCAGGGUUGUCUAGAUUGAAGAAACAUGUCUUUUAGCCACCAUUCAAGACUAUGUUUUGGAAAAUUGAAUUUUUAUUAUGCUUUUAUGAAAUCUCCUUUUUGGGGGGAUUGGUUGGCAAUUUAAAGAUGAUCACUCCUUUUCUUCUUCCUC
This is a messenger RNA of Phoenix dactylifera (date palm), 1501 nucleotides long. RefSeq names its product leucine carboxyl methyltransferase 1 homolog. Gene Ontology annotation, biological process: methylation. NCBI's taxonomy places the organism in Eukaryota, Viridiplantae, Streptophyta, Magnoliopsida, Arecales, Arecaceae. Gene Ontology annotation, molecular function: methyltransferase activity. The record is from RefSeq and is a predicted model, not a curated record.